UUAUUUCUGUAACAUUCAGGAACAUGAGUGCUGUCAACUCAGCCAACCCGUUGGUAAACCCAUGGGCAACUGGUGUAAUUCCACCAGGAGGCGGCGGGAGUGGGAACUUUGGUGGGGGCUUCAUGCCACCUCCUGGAGGAUCUGGUUCAAGUCUCUUGGGAGAGUACAGAGGAGGAGGAACUGCAGACCUGGUUGGAUCUAUCAGACACCUCAGUCAGAUGGACAAUCCUGAGUCUAAGCUUGCAUUAAAUAUCCUGAAUACAGUACUAUCGACGCGGUCUUCUGUGGGCCAGAAUCAGAGUGGCUGGAAUAAUGGACCACCGGCCAAUAAAAUGAUGCGCAUGGAUAUGGGUGGGGGUUAUGAUAACUACCGAGGUCAGACACUUGCCCCCUCAAUGCAUCAACCAGCACGCAAGUUCCCUCAACGUGAUCAUCAGUUUGGCCCUCGUCGGGCUGGCGACAAUCUGUCUCCCCGUCGAGGCAGGGGUGGCCGUUUCUUAGGUCAGGCUGGUCGUCAGGUGACGACUGAGCAACAGUCAAGGAAAACAGUAAAUGACAAGAAGGGAAUGGCCAAGGAUAAUAAGGGCCUUGUGAAGGACCAAAAGAAGGAGAAGGAUGAGGAAUCAGCAGCAGCAACAACUGGGACAACAGGUGGUCAAAAAGGAGAUAAAACUGAGGGUGAUGAUUCCUCAGCUACAGCUGACCCCAAACAGAGUGGUGAGGUAAUCAAAGAAGACAGUAAAGAAGGAAAGGAAAAUGGUGCAUCAUGUGAAGAAGUAAAAAAAGAAGAGGCUCAGAGUGUUGAGAACUCUUCUAAGAAAGAUCCUCCAAAGAGACUCAGAUCGGAUGGUUUGAUACCCAAAGAAACUUUGAAGUGCCACAUGUGCAAUUUUUAUCAAUUUAAUUCACUUCAGCUUACCGUCCGUUCCACUAAGGACACAGGAUGUGGGACCCCACUCCAGUCCACUAACAUCGAGCGAUGA
This is a messenger RNA of Cherax quadricarinatus, 983 nucleotides long. The record is from RefSeq and is a predicted model, not a curated record. NCBI's taxonomy places the organism in Eukaryota, Metazoa, Arthropoda, Malacostraca, Decapoda, Parastacidae.